GGAGCGCAAGCGGGAAAGCGGCUGCUAAAUUAAUAACUCUCCCGUUGUUCAAAGUGAUCGUUGAGGCGGCUCCGCCGUUGACCCGGAAGGGCUCGGCGGAGGCGGGGAAAUUUUGAACAAUGUGCUCUGAAAACGGUGAUUUAGAGGCUGUGUUCUGGAAUUCGGAUUUCAAGCAAUGGCAAGCAACUGAGCUGAUGAACUAGCUUGAUACCUUGGAAACUUCUUCAUCUGGGGGAAGGUGAUGUCAUGAAGGAGUGACACCCUGCAGUCUGCUCUGUUAACUCCAUGGGAAAAGAGACUUUCCAGACUGAAGCUGAGGCCUUGGCAAGAAAACACAAGAUGUCUCCUGAAUCCAAAAAGCUUUCCAACAUCAUUAUCUUGGGAGUCUCAUUUAUGCUUAUAUUCACUGCUUUCCAAACCUGUGGAAAUAUUGCGCAAACUGUUAUCACAAAUUUAAACAGCACGGACUUCCAUGGCAGUGGCUACACAAGCAUGUCCAUCAUUUAUGGAGUAUUCUCUGCAUCAAAUCUUAUCUCACCCUCAGUGGUUGCAAUAGUAGAACCUCAGCUCUCCAUGGUUGUUAGUGGUGUAUUUUAUAGCCUAUACAUUGCAGUUUUUAUCCAACCUACAACAUGGGCUUUCUACACUGCUUCUGUUUUUAUUGGGAUUGCAGCUGCUGUCCUGUGGACAGCACAGGGAAAUUGCUUGACUGUAAAUUCAGAUGAAAACACCAUUGGAAGGAACAGUGGAGUAUUUUGGGCUCUCUUACAGUCCAGCUUGUUUUUUGGAAACAUGUAUAUAUACUUUGCUUGGCAAGGAAAAACUCACAUAUCAGAGAGUGAUCGCAGAACUGUCUUCAUUGCUCUGACUGUUAUCAGUCUUGUGGGCACAGUUCUGUUCUUUCUGAUUAGGAAACAAGAGGACACAAAAGCUCCAGGGGAGGAAAAUUCUACUAAUGAAAUCCCAGGGGACAGCUCGUCUGCACAAAACAAAAUGACAAGAGCACUGGCUGCCUUCAAGAAAUCUAUAAAGCUGAGCUUCACCAAAGAAAUUAUGCUGCUCAGUGUUACAACAGCAUACACAGGUGUGGAAUUAACCUUCUUUUCUGGAGUAUAUGGGACGUGCAUUGGUGCUGUGAAUAGGUUUGGCAAUGAAGCAAAAAGCCUUAUUGGGCUCUCUGGUAUUUUUAUUGGUGUUGGAGAAAUUUUGGGUGGAGGAAUCUUUGGUUUGCUGAGCAAGAAGAACCGCUUUGGCCGGAACCCUGUGGUGAUGCUUGGCAUCAUUGUCCACUUCUUAGCCUUUUACUUAAUUUUUUUCAACAUACCAAAUGAUGCCCCUAUUGCUCCUAUGGAAGGAACAGAUGAUAUUGCGUACAUGAUUCCAAGCAAAAACGUGGCCAUAUUCUGCAGCUUCCUGUUGGGCCUGGGAGACAGCUGCUUUAACACCCAGCUCCUCAGUAUUUUAGGCUUCCUGUAUUCGGAAGACAGUGCUCCUGCCUUUGCCAUCUUUAAGUUUGUUCAGUCCAUCUGUGCAGCAGUUGCCUAUUUCUACAGCAACUACUUCCUUCUGCAGUGGCAGCUCCUCAUCAUGGUGGUUGUGGGCUUCUUUGGAACAAUUACCUUCUUUCUGGUGGAGCGGAAAGCAGCAGCAACUCUUGCUGCCCGUGGCUCGGACUACAGCAGCAUUUGAUCCAUAUACUGUGCCUAGUCCAACGUAAGGAACAGCAUGGGCACCUUUAUUGUGAAGUAAUGUGAGAAGGUGAAAAGAUCAAGUUGCUGCAGAGUUUGGGAUGAAGGAAGCUACGACUAAAUCACCAUCACUUUAACUGAAUGGGGAACGUGAGAGAAAAUGCCACAUUUGAAAGGCUUUUCUUGCUUUAAUCAGCUGGGUUUGGUAUUUAUGGUCUUAAAAAACCCAGUGUUAGAAAUGGAAGGGAAUGCAGCGAUCUCUGGAUUGAACAACUCUGGUCUGAGAUGUACCUUUCAGGGUGUAAUUGCCUCGUUUCAUUCUGCCAUGCACUACAGAAUUAGUGGUUUUUUUUUCCUCCCUAAACUAUUUUUCCUAUAUCCUGGUUCUGCAGACACUUGAAUUCUUGUAUUGAACAGUGAUAUUUUUAUAGGGUACAUGGUAUACAGAAUGUCUGUGCAGCUGAGAAAUCAAUUUGUCAUUGACUUUGCCAACAAUUAGACAUGCAGAAGUAUUUCUGUGGGAAAUGUUGCCUUCUUAUUCUGUAUCAUCCAGUUCCUUGUUCCCCAUUUGUUUAUUAAUGUAUUUCAUGUGCUUAAAUUUUAUCACAUCCA
Molecule: messenger RNA, 2300 nt
Organism: Pezoporus occidentalis (night parrot)
Lineage: Eukaryota; Metazoa; Chordata; Aves; Psittaciformes; Psittacidae
Gene: MFSD11
Product: major facilitator superfamily domain containing 11
Exons: 15
Coding region: 286-1689 (467 amino acids)
Source: RefSeq, a predicted model, not a curated record